AUGAGCAAUUACUACGAUCAAGCAGCAGACAAGCUGAGAAGUGAUAUACAUUUGAACAGACUAGACAUGAUUGAAAGAGAUAAAAAGCAUGAAGACUACGAAGAUUAGCUACUUUAGUACAAAAAAGAUGUCAUGAAUCUCUCAGUCUACAGGGCAGAUCAUUCACAGCUAGAUGAGUUAUAGCAAUAGCUCUAGAAUAAUGUAUAAAUCUCUGAGGGUGAGAAAGACCAAAUUAUUGAAAUGGCUCAGCUAAUGAACAGUUCUACUCUCAUUAAGUCUUAUGAAAAUAUCAUGAUGCAGUAUGAAUAGGACUUGGACAAGAAAAACAAUCAAAUCAAAGAAAUGGAAAGGGAUAUAUAACAGAUUCAAUACGAGAACCAAAAUCUUGCCUCUCAACUCUAUAAUCUGAAGGUAAAUCUUACUGCUACAGGAAAGGAUAAUUUCUAAGAUGGUUUAUAUAAAGAUAGCAGUGUAGGAAGGGAUGAGAAGGAAAGACUUGUGGAACUUCUAAAGAGAAAUCAUGACAUCGUCCUUGAAAAGUAUGAGCUACAAAAAUAAAGAAAUGAUACCCUAGAGAAGACAGCUAUUGAAAAGGAAAAACUAUACAAUGAGAUCAAGAUUGAGAAUGAUCAGUUGGCGAAUCAAAGUUAUAAACUUCAAAGAAGUACUGAGGAUCUUAUUAAUGAGAAGAAAAUAUUAGAAACUAAACUUAAGAAUAUUGACAACAAUCUCAGAAGUCAGACUGAUGAUGCUAGACAACUUAGAUUAAGUAAUUAGCAAUUCGAAAGCAAAAUAAAGCUUUUGAGUGAGGAGUAUGAUAACCUUUAGAAGUCCUUCGAGGAACUAUCAAUCAAGAAGUAGUCAGAGGUAGAAAUACUUAGCAAGGAAAUCAAUUCGUUGGUCGUUCUUGAUAAAGACUCAAAGCAAAGACUUUACGUUCAGGAUAAGGAUAUAGGGGAACUUAGAGAUCAUAUCAGACUUAUUUCUUAGGAAUUAGACUCUAGAACUAGGGAAAACUAGCAUUUGGUAUAAUUACUUGAGGAUUAGGAGUAAAAGAUUGCAUUAUAUGAACAGAAAGAAAAAUCAAUUCAGUAAUUAGCUGCAGAAAGUAAGAAAAGAAUUGAAGAAGCCAAUUCUGAAAGAGAUAGAGUGCUUUUGAAAGAGUAGUAGUAUUUAAGAUAGAUUACAAGGCUAGAAGAAAGAAUCAAAACAGAGGGAUAAGAAAAAUAAGAAAGGCAUGAAAAGAUAAUUGAAAGUCUCAGGUUAAAGUAAAAGAAUAUGCUUGACCAGAAAGAUGAUGAAAUCAGUGAUCUAAGGCUAAAGCUUUCAGAUGCCAAGGAGUCUUCUGAUAGAUAUAGAGUCGAAAAGGAAAGUUUGAGAAAUGAGCUAGACAAGCUUUAAGAUCAAAUAAGGACCUUAAAAGACGAAUCAUCCAUUAGAUAUGAAACCUAUAGCAAGUAGAUUAAUUAGUCAGAGUUACUAAAUGAAGAUAAAAUGAGAUAACUAUCCAGAGAUAAUGAGAGAUUUAAAGAGGAAAAUGAGACAAUGAAAAGAAAUCAAUAGCAGACUCAAAUUUUAUUGCAUGAGUAGGAGAUAAAAUUGGACGGAAACAUGAGGGAUUACGAGAGAUAUUUUGAAGAGAAUAAAAGAAUGAGAGAGAUGAUCAACAGUCUAAGAGAGGAAAAGGAUAACGCCUACAAUGAAGUAAAGCGAUUAAAGAAUAUCUACCAUGAUAGAGUAAAUGAACUCAAUGAUGAAUGUAAUCUAAAAAUAGCUCAUCUAGAAAAUCAGCUACUUGAAGCCAAAGAGAAGCAUAAAUUCCAUGAGGAAAAAGGAUUUGAGAUUAUGAUGAUGCAGGAAAGGAUUUCAGAUAAACUAAAAAAUGAGCAUAGAUUGACUGUGGAAUAAUUUGAAAGAGUAAUGAAAGCCUUAAAAACAGACAAUAGACAUUUACAAGAUAAAGUUAUUGAGCUUAAAGGAUAGCUGAAACUUGAGAAGGAAAAUAAUGAUGAUAACUUAUAUGAGAAAAUGAAAAAAUCUGUCAAAAAAUCUAGCUCUAAAUCUAAGGACCGUGAAAAGGAAAAAUCUAAAACCAAUAAUAAGUGA
Stylonychia lemnae is the source of this 2106-nucleotide messenger RNA. The record is from the annotation of a GenBank genome assembly. Lineage: Eukaryota; Ciliophora; Spirotrichea; Sporadotrichida; Oxytrichidae.